Messenger RNA from Salvia hispanica, 723 nucleotides. RefSeq names its product protein ELF4-LIKE 2-like. Gene Ontology annotation, biological process: entrainment of circadian clock; positive regulation of circadian rhythm. NCBI's taxonomy places the organism in Eukaryota, Viridiplantae, Streptophyta, Magnoliopsida, Lamiales, Lamiaceae. The record is from RefSeq and is a predicted model, not a curated record.
GUAUACUAUUUAGACAGAGUGUGGCCUGCCUCCUCACUGUCAUAUCUUCAUAUUCUCUCUCUCUCUCUCUCUCUCUCUUGAGAUUCGAUUCAUUCACACCGCCGAUCUCUCCUUCUCCUCCGUUUAUAAUGCUCCCAAUUUUCCAAGGCUUGAUUUGAAUAUUAAAAUAAAAUUUAGAAAGUGAAGAAAAAAAAAUGGAGGGUGACACAUUUUCUGGCCUAGAUGGGAAGGUUGUGCAGAAUUUUCAAAAAAGCUUUGUUCAAGUUCAAAACAUACUGGAUCAAAACCGGCUUCUGAUCAACGAGAUUAACCAGAACCACGAGUCGAAAAUCCCGGAUAAUUUGAGCAGAAAUGUUGGGCUAAUUAGGGAGCUCAACAACAAUAUAAGGAGGGUGGUUGAUCUCUACUCGGAUCUCUCCACCUCCUUCUCCAAGUCAAUGGAUGCAUCGUCUGAAGGCGACUCUAGCGGCGCCUUCAAGUCCGAUGGGAAGGCCGGGGCCUUCAAGAGGCACCGGCCCGGGUCUUGAAAGGGAGUAGUAAAGAAAAAGAAACAAAAAAAAUGGUUAGUUUGAGUAAGUUUGUAACUCAAUUUCUCACCACUAGUAUAUUAUUUGUCAUAGAAGAAAAUAAUAGUGGCACUAAAUCUAUUUAUUUUGAUAUUGCUUUGUAGUAACUUUGUGUACCUUUGAUCUAAUUGAAUCCAGAAUGCCUCUAUUUUCUGCA